AUGCAGCCACCUCCCAGUGUGCGGCCCCACAUACACCAGGCCCGUGAGGAGAAUAUGUACAUCAAAGGCUUCUGCUUCCUCCUGGACCAGAGCCUCCAACAGCUCCGGCACAUCCUGGACAGUCUGCCAGAGUGCCCCAAACACCCCACAGACAUCGUAUUCCUCAUCGACGGCUCAGGCAGCAUUAAUUCCAAUGACUUUGGAAGGAUGAAGACGUUUAUCAUCGAGGUCAUAAGGCGUUUCCGUGGCACCGACACGCUGUUUGCCCUCAUGCAGUUCUCCAGCACUUUCCAGGAGCACUUUGACUUCAACCAGUUCGAGAGCACCCGCGACAUAGAUUCACUCGUCAGUCAAGUUGGACAGCUCAGAGACUACACCUACACAGCCAGUGCCAUCAGGAAAGUGGUGAAGCAGCAGUUCGUCUCAUGGAAAGGAUCCCGGGAUGCAGCUACCAAGAUUCUCAUAGUGGUAACAGAUGGUAUGAAAAAUGACAACACUCAAUACUCAGAAGUGAUUCCACAGGCAGAGAGAGCUGGGAUCAUCCACUAUGCCAUCAGGGUCAGCCAGGCCAUCUCCCACUAUAGUGCCCAGCAGGAGCUCCGUGACAUCGCCUCUAAUCCCACUGACGAGCACAUCUUCCGGGUGAAUGACUUUGACGCCCUCCAGGGCAUCCAGAACCAGCUGCAGGAGAAGAUCUUUGCCAUUGAAGGCACCCAGUCCCAGAGCGGCAGCUCCUUCCAGCUGGAGAUGUCUCAGGAUGGAUUCAGCUCCCUGCUGUCCCCUGACGGGCCUGUGCUGGGAGCGGUGGGAGCCUAUGACUGGUCCGGUGGGAUAUACUUGCAUGGGACCAGUGGGGAGCCGAGCUUCAUCAACGUAUCCAGAACCUCUGGGGACAUGAAAGAUGCUUACCUUGGUUAUUCAGUUCAGGUCAUCACAUCCCAGGGGCGGAGCAGCUAUGUGGUUGGGGCCCCUCGCUACAAUCACAUUGGCAAAGUCAUCCUAUUCAGGCAAGAUGUCAAGCCUGGAGGAUGGCAGAUGGAAACCGAGGUGCCAGGAGAGCAGGUUGGCUCGUAUUUCGGGGGUACACUGUGCGCUGUGGACCUCAACGGAGAUGGGAACACGGACCUGGUUCUGAUCGGAGCCCCCACGUACCAUACACCCCUGAAUGGAGGGCGUGUCUAUAUCUGCCUGAUUAACCAGCAGGGAGCGAUGCGGAUCUGCACCAAGUCACUGCAGGGGCAUACGGGGCAGGCAUUCGGGCGCUUCGGGGCCAGCAUGUCCGAAAUCGGGGACAUCAGCGGGGAUGGACAGAUGGACGUGGCCAUUGGGGCCCCAUCCGGGGCCUUGUACAUCUUCCAUGGGGAGAAGAGAGGGCUUAAUCCCCAGUACAGACAGCGCAUCGGGGGGUCACAGUUUCCCAGCAGGCUGCACUACUUUGAGGCCGUCAGUGGCGGGACAGACCUGACGGGGGACGGACUGCCAGACAUCGCGGUGGGGGCACGAGGGCAGGUCCUGCUGCUGAGGUCCCGGCCGGUGCUUAGAGUCGGGGUCUCCAUCUGCUUCACAAUUCCCACCUCAGCCUUCAACUGCCAGGGGCAGGAGCAGCUCAACACGAAGGCCAGCAGAGCAAAGGUCUGCUUCACCAUCAUUAAGAGCACCAGGGACAGCCUAGGCGACAAGAUCUCCAGCACUAUCCAGUACAGCCUGGCCCUGGACCCCGGGCGGAUGAAGAUCCGAGCCGCCUUUAACUCCACCGGCCCCGUCCUGAGCAGGAAGCUGCCACUCAACAUUGAGACGAAAUGUGAGACGUACCAGAUAAUGUUACCUGACAUGUCUCUCUGUCUCCCCCUGUGCCCAGAGGACACUGUGACCCCCAUCACCCUGCGCCUCAACUACACCCUGACGGGGGAGCCCAUCUCUACCACUAGCAACCUCAAACCCAUCCUGAGCAAGGACUCCACGAUGGUGUCUGCAGGCUUGCUCCCGUUUCAGAAAGACUGUGGCACAGAUGGCCGCUGCAAUGACCAGUUAGAAAUCUCCUUCAAUUUCUCUGGCUUGAGCACCCUUGUGGUGGAGGUCACCCCUGAACUCAACACCACCGUCUCCAUCCAGAACUACGGGGAGAAUUCCUACGGCACCAUAGUGGGAUUCUUCUACCCGGCCACGCUGUCCUAUCGUCGGGUCCUGCUAGGUGGCUGCAUCUCAGAGCUGGGCAAGGGAUUGCUCCUGUGUGAAUGGCCUACUCAGCAGCAGAAAGUGAGUGUGGUGAGCGAGGCCCGGAUUGAAUACGAGGAGAAGAAAUACACCCAGAAGGAGGGAUUUGUCCAGCGCCAGGUGCAGAUGGUGGUGGAGCGCUCCGAGGUCUAUAACUACCUGACCAUCAUUGUGGGCAGCAGUGUGGGGGGCCUGAUCCUGCUGGUUCUCAUCACCGCAGCCCUCUACAAGCCCCAGCUGGCUCAGUGCACCAGUGAGGUGGGAACGCCCAGUUCGAAGGACUUUGUGAAGCAGAUGAGUGAGUGCCCCCUGCUGAUGAGUGACUGCUCCGUGGCCACCUGGAAGAAGAUCCGGUACAGAAUUGCAUCCCUAGAAAUGCAGCAGCUUCUGGAGUUCAUGAUCAAAGGGAACGUCAGCUUCCAGUGGGUCUCCCGGACCCAGCAACAGAAAGAUAGUCAUGUGAGCGAGGCCUGGAUUGAAUACGAGGAGAAGAAAUAUACCCAGAAGGAGGGAUUCAUCGAGCGCCAGGUGCAGACAGUGAUGGAGUGCUUCAUGGUCUAUACUAUCAGCCCUUCAUCCUGGGAGGAAUGGGGAGGGGCCUAUUCCUGCUAGCUGAUAUCAUUGUUGCCCUCUCCAAAGGGAGGGGUCUAGGCCUUGGACUUCUGCCUCACAACCAUCGCUGUGGGUUUGCUGCCUGUUGUUGUCAGUGUGCGUGUGCGUUCUCUCCGUGUGCUGUCCCAGUGCCGCAGAUAGUCGGCCCAGCAGACCUCGAUAGUGCUACCCAGAAAGACCACAGACUCGGUUUGAUGGUGAAGGCACUUGGCCAGGUUUAUUGUCAAUGAAGCAUGAUCCUAGUGCCCUCUAGACUCUACAGGAGCACUGACACAUGUACACCUGUGACAAAGGUGGAUAGAAAGCUAGCUAGAUCAUCGGGCUCAACAGGUAGUGAUCAAUGGCUCCAUGUCUAGUUGGCAGCGGUAUCAAGUGGAGUGCCCCAAGUAUUGGU
This is a messenger RNA of Dermochelys coriacea (leatherback sea turtle), 3220 nucleotides long. RefSeq names its product integrin alpha-X-like. Gene Ontology annotation, cellular component: external side of plasma membrane; integrin complex. The record is from RefSeq and is a predicted model, not a curated record. Gene Ontology annotation, biological process: integrin-mediated signaling pathway; cell-matrix adhesion; cell-cell adhesion. Gene Ontology annotation, molecular function: integrin binding. Lineage: Eukaryota; Metazoa; Chordata; Testudines; Dermochelyidae.